Penicillium nucicola is the source of this 1143-nucleotide messenger RNA. Its product is annotated as proteasome inhibitor PI31 family protein. The record is from RefSeq and is a predicted model, not a curated record. Gene Ontology annotation, biological process: proteasome-mediated ubiquitin-dependent protein catabolic process. Lineage: Eukaryota; Fungi; Ascomycota; Eurotiomycetes; Eurotiales; Aspergillaceae. Gene Ontology annotation, molecular function: proteasome binding; endopeptidase inhibitor activity. The transcript has a single exon. Bases 1 to 1143 code for a protein of 380 amino acids.
AUGGUGAACACAGAAGUUCUGAGUCAGGAUAAUGUCCUAGACCUCGCCGCGAAAGCUAUCCAGCCUGCAGGCGAUAACCAGCCGAGCCUCAAAACAUCAUAUGAAGCUGUGGCUCUAGUCGGACAUGCAUCCAUGUUAGCAGUAGGUUUUAGCCUGGUUGGCCUUGGAGAAGAUCAUCACUUAGGUUUGCGCCUUCUAUCCUUGAAUUUACACCAGACUCUGCUAACGCUUACAGAAACAUCCACAGAUACACCCUCCCUCCCCGCACAAUGGAACGCUAAUGAUACCCUUGCUUUUCGAUACAAGCACGAUCAGUCAUCUAUGGAAUACUUGCUCAAAGUAAGCCGACUGGGAAACAAUGCCGUUGUCUACGCGCUAGCCUUGGGCGAUGACCGUACCAGCUCAUUCGAUAUCCCCAUCAAAGACUUCAUCUCCGCAUCUGCCCUACCUCUCUCAUCCUCAGACAAUGUUGCAGGUUCUCUACGGGACGUGUUCAUUUCACCAGCUCGACUGAGCGAUCUGAUCGCACUGUUCAAGAUCAACGUCAUCCAAAAACUCGCGCCCGGAUUACACAAGGAAGGAUACGAAGAGACCCCCCAGAUAUCCAGGGAAAGACCACAGGAGGGAAGAGCGCAAGAUCCUCUGCGGGAUGAUUUUCCUCGACCUGCUCGUCCACAACCGUUUGAUGAUCCUCUAUCGGCAGCUCCGCGCCGUCCCAACCCUGUACCAGACUUUGCCCCGCCUGGGUUUGAAGAUGAGUUUGAGAUGAACAGGCCCCCAAGAGGAUACCCAGCAGGACUUGGCGGAGGUAGGAACCCGUACAAUAUCGGACAAAGAGAUCUUUACCCGCCUGGAAUGGGACCCAAUGAUCCGUUCCGCGGAAGCAUGGGCCCUGGCUUUGGCCCCAGUGGCGGGGGGAUGCAUCCCACCUUUGAUGAUCCCCUCUUUGGUGGGGGUGGUGGUGGUGUAGGUGGCUAUGAUCCCCGUGCACCACCUGGUGCUAGAUAUGAUCCUGUAGGCCCCAAUGAACCACCGGUUGGGCGCAACCCAGGACCAUUCGGUAAUCGCGGACGAGGUGGGGGAGGAUUUGGAGGAGGAUUCGGAGGAGGCUUCGGUGGUGGGUUCGGAGGCGACAUCAUCUAA